UGUCGGCCACUCCACCACCAAAAUAGCUGUCAUUCAACAGUUGGGCGACAAGUCUGUGGUACGCAAGAGGACGGCGAAGAAGUCAAUGGCCAUACCGUCGAGCGAUGACGAGGGCGGGGAUACCGGCGCUCGCGUGAGCCGGGCGUUGGGCACCACUCUUAUCACCGGACUAUCACAAGACAACCUCCUCUUCAUCGCCUAUGGCGUGACCCAAGUGUUGGGUAUAGUUAUGAUCACAUUGUGUGCCGUUUGGACGCAUAACUACUUGGAUGGCUAUUCCGUGGCCACACCCCAACAGGUCUUCAAUUAUCACCCGUUGCUGAUGACUAUUGGGAUGCUCUUCCUCAACGCCAAUGGAAUACUAAUCUAUCGGAUCAGUCGAUGGCUACGGUUUCAGCGCCAGAAGUGGAUCCACUUUACAGUGCAGACGACGGCACUUGUGGUCACUUUAAUGGGCUCUUACGCCGUCUUCCACUACCAUAACGCCAAAGACAUCCCAAACCUCUAUUCCCUGCACUCAUGGCUCGGACUCACAGCUGUCUCUGGCUUUGCGCUCAGCCUAUUGGCCGCCUUUUUCUCGUUUCUCUACCCGGGCAUCGAUCCCGUCUACCGGCGCCUUAUACUACCUUUUCAUAUAUUUGGCGGAACCGCUAAUAUUGUGCUGACGGGGGCGGUAGCUAUCACUGGCCUC
Messenger RNA from Oppiella nova, 691 nucleotides. NCBI's taxonomy places the organism in Eukaryota, Metazoa, Arthropoda, Arachnida, Sarcoptiformes, Oppiidae. The record is from the annotation of a GenBank genome assembly.